Molecule: messenger RNA, 651 nt
Organism: Saccharomyces cerevisiae S288C
Lineage: Eukaryota; Fungi; Ascomycota; Saccharomycetes; Saccharomycetales; Saccharomycetaceae
Gene: CDC8
Product: bifunctional thymidylate/uridylate kinase
Exons: 1
Coding region: 1-651 (216 amino acids)
Biological process (GO): dUDP biosynthetic process; dTDP biosynthetic process; dTTP biosynthetic process
Molecular function (GO): dTMP kinase activity; ATP binding
Source: RefSeq, marked reviewed
AUGAUGGGUCGUGGCAAAUUAAUACUGAUAGAAGGAUUGGAUAGGACUGGUAAAACCACGCAAUGUAAUAUUCUUUACAAAAAAUUGCAACCAAACUGUAAACUAUUGAAGUUCCCCGAAAGGUCUACCCGAAUCGGAGGACUCAUAAACGAAUAUUUGACGGAUGAUAGUUUCCAAUUAUCAGAUCAGGCAAUUCACCUCUUGUUUUCGGCAAAUAGAUGGGAAAUAGUUGACAAGAUAAAGAAAGAUUUACUAGAAGGCAAGAACAUUGUCAUGGACAGAUAUGUUUAUUCUGGAGUGGCAUAUUCUGCCGCUAAGGGGACAAAUGGAAUGGAUUUGGAUUGGUGCUUGCAACCCGAUGUAGGGUUGCUGAAACCGGAUUUGACAUUAUUUUUAAGCACUCAAGAUGUCGACAAUAACGCCGAAAAAUCUGGAUUUGGUGACGAAAGAUACGAAACUGUUAAGUUUCAAGAAAAAGUGAAGCAAACUUUUAUGAAGCUAUUGGAUAAAGAGAUAAGGAAAGGCGAUGAGUCAAUCACGAUUGUAGACGUUACUAAUAAGGGCAUUCAGGAAGUUGAAGCGCUUAUUUGGCAAAUCGUUGAGCCUGUUUUGAGUACGCAUAUUGAUCAUGAUAAAUUUUCGUUCUUCUAG